AUGAGUUCGGCUGGUACAACACUGUUCCAAACAAAACGCCUCGCGCAAUCAUCGCGUUGCGUUUCCCUGACGCCUUCGCGCUCUCUCUCCCGUCGCCUAACGCGCUCUCUCUCCCGUCGCCUCCGAGCUCUCUCUCCCGUCGCCUCCGCGCUCUCUCUCCCGUCGCCUUUGCGCUCUCUCUCCCGUCGCCUUCGCGCUCUCUCUCCCAUCGCCUUCGCGCUCUCUCUCCCAUCGCCUUCGCGCAAUCUCCCCUCCCAUCCCGUCCACUUCAUCUCCUAUCGCUCACGUCCUCCCCUCUCAUCCCGUCGUUCGCUUCUUUUCCCAUCCCAUCCCGUCGUUCGCUUCCUUUCCCCUCCCAUCCCGUCGUUCGCUUCCUUUCCCCUCCCAUCCUGUCGUUCGCCUCCUCUCCCCUCCCAUCUCGUCGUUCGCCUCCUUUCCCCUCCCAUCCCGUCGUUCGCUUCCUUUCCCCUCCCAUCCCGUCGUUCGCUUCCUUUCCCCUCCCAUCCCGUCGUUUGCUUCCUUUCCCCUCCCAUCCCGUCGUUCGCCUCCUCUCCCCUCCCAUCCCGUCGUUCGCCUCCCCUCCUCUCCCAUCCCGUCGUUCGCUUCCUUCCCCUCCCAUCCCGUCGUUCGCUUCCUUUCCCCUCCCAUCCCGUCAUUCGCCUCCUCUCUCCCUCCCUUCCGUAG
Messenger RNA from Closterium sp. NIES-65, 684 nucleotides. The record is from the annotation of a GenBank genome assembly. NCBI's taxonomy places the organism in Eukaryota, Viridiplantae, Streptophyta, Zygnematophyceae, Desmidiales, Closteriaceae.